Molecule: messenger RNA, 1899 nt
Organism: Thunnus maccoyii (southern bluefin tuna)
Lineage: Eukaryota; Metazoa; Chordata; Actinopteri; Scombriformes; Scombridae
Product: protein FAM177A1-like
Exons: 5
Coding region: 50-796 (248 amino acids)
Source: RefSeq, a predicted model, not a curated record
UACUACUAUCCAUGAACUGCACCGUUAUUCAGUAUUCCGCUCUAUCUCUAUGGACGUUACGUACAGUACGGGGAUGCACGGCACUUCCGUUGUUGUGGGCGCAGCAUCCAGAGAUACAAAGAAGACGGCGACAAUGGCCGAUAUAUCACUGUAUCUCACUAACGUUAAUGUGUCCAUAGGACAGAGCAUGAAUAUGGAGCAGAGUCCAAACCCAGCUAAGGACUUUGAGAGUGUGGAGCUUGGGGAGCUGGACAAGAGAGAAGAGCAGCAGCAGCAGGAGCAACAGAGGGAGAAGGUUCCUCGCAGGAUCAUCCAUUUCUCCAGCGGGGAGACCAUGGAGGAGUACAGCACCGACGAGGAGGAGGAAGAGGACAAGGAGCCAGAGAGGAAAGACCUGCUGUCCUCCCCGGUCGAUGCGGUGAGGUCAAAGAUGACCUGGGGUCCGUACUUCUGGUUCCACAUGUGGAGAGCUGCCACAUCCACCAUCUCAGCGUGUGACUACCUUGGGGAGAGGAUGGCGUCCCUCUUCGGGAUAACAUCAGCCAAAUAUCAGUACGCCAUUGACGAGUACUACAGGAUGAAGAAAGAGCGAGAGGAAGAGAAGGAGGAAAACUGCUUGUCAGAAGUGGCGGAACGAUCCUUUGACCAGCUACGAUCUCAUGAGGACGAGCCAAUCACCAUGGCAGAACAGCCGGAUGGGGCCGCCACUCACCCCGAUGUGACCUAUCAGAUCGAGAACGAAAAUCAGGCACCUUCGAGCACCAUCAGAGUCCCUGCUAUCGUCACGGCAAACUAACCAUCCCUAGAAAUGGACAUUUCGCGCUUUACUGUCUGUUUGUUUGUUAAAAAAAAGGAACACUUGUCUUGUUUCACCAAGCACCGUUUGGUUUGUGUACGACACAGAUUUAGAUGGGCAGUGCUGCUGUAUUGUGGGUGCAGUGUAGCAGCUGAUAAAGUAAUAAACAGCUGGCAACAUCUGUGGAUCCUUUGGAUAAUUAACAAGAGGUGUGCCAUUAAAACAAACAAUACCAGUCACAAAAUGUUAGUGUUAUCUGGCAUAUUUAACAUUUUGAUUACAUUUUUAUCCAAUAUAGAGGAACAUUUUGGUGAAUUUAUACAUCACCUGACAUCUAUUGCAUUAUCAGUUGCUACAGCAGCCUCCCAGAUAUGAACGUCUGCUGUGGAGUGAAAGUCAAAUGUUGCUCCCCUGUGCCUCUAAUGGACCAGACACUGUGCCUAAAUCACCAAUACAGCCAAGUCAGUGCCAGAUCUGGACUAAGCAUGUGUUUGAAAGUAAUUUUUAAUGUUUAAAUAGCCCUUGAUAGAUGCUUGAGUAUGCUCGGUAUUGGGUAAACUGGUUGCAUCAAGAAUAUACUGAUGUAUGCUCAACAGAUGUGGUCAAACUGGUGCGUUCUCGAUACACCUGGCUGCACCAAAGAGCUGACCAUUUUAACACUCGUUCACAUGUGUGUUUGCUGUCUGUUUUAAUGCUUAUUAAGCUUGUAUUGCACUUAAUGUCUGUGUGGAAGCACUGAGCAGAUUUAGCCUUGGUUGUCAAAUCAUCUGUGGACCACGAGACUGACUUACAUUUUGUUAAAAAACUGUGAAAACGGGUUUAGUUUUCUAUGUUGCUCUUAUCAUCUGCCUUAUCUACUACAGAUAUUAUACAUAGUAGAUAUGGUAUGUAAGCCUUCGAUAAUGGCAGGGAGCGUUGUUACUCUAAGUCUGUAAAAAAAAACAUGUAAACUUACAUUUUUAACUGUUUUUAUUGCAAUUUUUGAUAUUUAUGUAUUUAUUUUACUGAACUGACUGAACACUUAAUUUAAGCAUUUUUUCUAUUGUUUUGGUAACACUGUAAUGAACUGUUAAUAAAAUCAUAGUUAUUGUCUGACUUUUAAA